Messenger RNA from Loxodonta africana (African savanna elephant), 1784 nucleotides. It is a transcript of the gene KDELR2, whose product is annotated as KDEL endoplasmic reticulum protein retention receptor 2. The record is from RefSeq and is a predicted model, not a curated record. Gene Ontology annotation, cellular component: endoplasmic reticulum; cis-Golgi network; membrane. The transcript is spliced from 5 exons. Gene Ontology annotation, biological process: protein retention in ER lumen; endoplasmic reticulum to Golgi vesicle-mediated transport. Gene Ontology annotation, molecular function: ER lumen protein retrieval receptor activity. Bases 64 to 702 code for a protein of 212 amino acids. NCBI's taxonomy places the organism in Eukaryota, Metazoa, Chordata, Mammalia, Proboscidea, Elephantidae.
GCCGCCGCCGCUGCCGCCGCCUGAGCCGCCAGCCCCGGGGCCGCCGCGCCGACCGCCGCCGCCAUGAACAUCUUCCGGCUGACCGGGGACCUGUCCCACCUGGCGGCCAUCGUCAUCCUGCUGCUGAAGAUCUGGAAGACGCGCUCCUGCGCGGGUAUUUCUGGGAAAAGCCAGCUUCUGUUUGCACUGGUCUUCACAACUCGUUACCUGGAUCUUUUUACUUCAUUUAUUUCAUUAUAUAAUACAUCUAUGAAGCUUAUCUACAUUGCUUGCUCCUAUGCCACCGUGUACCUGAUCUACAUGAAAUUUAAGGCAACCUACGAUGGAAAUCAUGAUACCUUCCGAGUAGAGUUUCUGGUGGUCCCUGUGGGAGGCCUCUCAUUUCUAGUCAAUCAUGAUUUCUCUCCUCUCGAGAUUUUGUGGACCUUCUCCAUCUACCUGGAAUCUGUGGCGAUCCUCCCACAGCUUUUUAUGAUCAGCAAGACUGGGGAGGCAGAGACCAUCACUACCCACUACCUAUUCUUCCUGGGCCUCUACCGCGCUUUGUAUCUUGUCAACUGGAUCUGGCGCUUCUACUUUGAGGGCUUCUUUGACCUCAUUGCUGUGGUGGCCGGUGUAGUCCAGACCAUUCUAUACUGCGACUUCUUCUAUUUGUACAUUACAAAAGUGCUCAAGGGAAAGAAGCUAAGUUUGCCAGCGUAAGUGCCAAAGACCAUCGCCAGCAUCUGUCCUUCAGGGUGCUUGGACAGAAUUCUUACAGCAAAGGUGUAAGAUGCUUGAUACGGAAAAUCAGAAACUUCGCUCUUUACUACAGAUAGUCAUCAGCAGCUCUGUAAGAACACAGAGGAAAAGAACCAGAGGGUUUCUGUUUAAUGCAUCUUGCCUUAUCCUUUUUUAUUACUAUGUACAAAGAUUUUUUUACACAAAGAAACUUAAUGCUGUAUUAAUACAUUCAGUAUGUAGCUUCAAUUCAGGUAGUUCCAAAAGUGAAGAUUUUGUGAGGAAUAAGUGCAAACCUUUUUUUUUUUUUAAUUUUAAAAAACUCUUUGAAAUUGUUGAUUCUUUGUGUCUGUAAUGAAAAUUGUACUCCUUGACAGUUGGUAGAUUAUAUAUUCUUCCAUCUAUCAAACUUGCAUUCCACUAUAUUUAUUUUUUGCCAAAAGAUGAGUUGUUUGUUUGAAAUCUGAGACACUAUGUUCAAUUUGGUGCGUGUGUUCACACUGAUCACCUAACAUGGACGGCCUUCCUUAGACAUCACAACACUACAAUUAAGGCUGGUAAGGAUGACUUGCAAGUCUUAACGUUUUUCAUUACCAAAAUUUUAAGGUUCUGAAUGUAUGGAGUAUCAUUUAAGGGUCACCAAAAGUGACUGCCCCCUGCCCCUGCUGAGAAGUGUCCCUUCGAGACUGUCCCGGGGUGCUGAAGGAACUCAGGGGGCAGGAGUUCUGGGCUGCUUACCAUCUGAGUGUGGGACAGAGGGCCAUCAAUGGUUAUUUUGGACAUAGGGCUCUCCUUAGGAAAGGAACACAAGUACUUAUCUGUCACAUAAUUUUCCAAGAGAAUACUACAACCAUGUCCAUGCUCAGAUUCAAACAGUUUUUCCUAUCACUUUUGGGGAGUAAAAUGAUAGACACUUUUUUUUUUCCAACUGGCAGCACAAAUUACCAUUCCUUAUUCUUACUUUUUUUUUUGGUUUGGUUUUUGUUUUCAUUUUUUUACCAAGCUCUUGCAUGAUUUUUCUUGUGUUACCGUCCUAAAUAAACAUUUUAUUAAAAUAGAAUAAA